Molecule: messenger RNA, 1143 nt
Organism: Exophiala xenobiotica
Lineage: Eukaryota; Fungi; Ascomycota; Eurotiomycetes; Chaetothyriales; Herpotrichiellaceae
Exons: 1
Coding region: 1-1143 (380 amino acids)
Source: RefSeq, a predicted model, not a curated record
AUGGCAGCUGGACCACAACAAUUUCUGCACCAGCCAAAGCCGGCUCCGAACUUACAGAUACCUUCCGGAGCUUCGGCAAGAGUCCAGAUCAUCGACUCGACCUCUAGUCUUGAGGCUCCGCUGGAACCAUUCAUGCUACCUGCACUUCCUGGGCAUGAUACCCUGAAGGCUCCCUCUUUCAGUUUCUUGAUAGAACAAGUUUCUACCCGUCGCAAAGUCCUUUUUGAUUUGGGGGUCAGAGUGGACCCGGAGAACUACGCACCGGCAGUUCUGAACAUACUCAAUCGGCCAGGAUGGAAGACCAAGGCAGAAAGGUCCGUGGCAACAAUCCUACAAGAGAACGGUGUUGAUGCUGCUGGCGGAGCCAUUGAAGGAAUCAUUUGGAGCCACUGGCAUUACGACCACGUAGGGAAUCCUGCCACCUUUCCCGGAAGCACAGCUUUGAUCGUCGGACCAGGCGUUUCCGAAGCUCUUUUACCAGCUUACCCUUCGAAUCCUGAGUCUCCCUUGCUGGAGAGUGAUUUUGCUGGUCGAGACCUUAUUGUUACGGAUUUUGAUAAACGACCAACGGUCCAGCUCGGUCGAUUUCGGGCCGUUGACUUCUUCGGGGAUGGAUCAUUCUAUCUUCUGGAUGCGCCAGGUCAUGCGAUAGGCCACAUGUGCGGACUAGCGAGGGUGACUUCGAUUCAAGAAGGCGAUGACGAGGACACCUUCGUCUUUAUGGGAGCGGACACUGCACACCAUGGUGGCGAGUUCCGGCCUACGGAGUACCUUCCACUCCCUAGAGGCAUCGCACCGAGUCCUUAUGUAGCGAAAUACGCCAAUGUGUGUCCGGGCCACAUCUUUGAGGCUGUCCAUCCAACAAAGAGAGGCACGGAACCAUACUACCAUGUCAACGCUCCCUUUUCUCACGACACGGCGCAGGCUCAAGAAAUGUGCACUCAUAUGGAGGAAUUUGAUGCCGCAGACAACGUUUUUGUCAUCAUCGCGCACGAUGCAAGUAUGCUUGAUGAGCGAGUCGGCAUCGAAUGGUUCCCGCGAGGGGAUCUGCGAACUUGGAAGGCUAGAGAUUGUGCAAAGAAAGCUCGAUGGGGAUUCUUGCAGGAUUUGGUCAAAGCAGUCGAGGCAUCAGGAAUUGUGUGA